CUACAAGUCCUGCCCAUUGCUCCCGCUGUCUGAGGCUGCGCGCGCAGUGGGAUGCAGAAGGAGUGGCGGAGCGCGCGCGUGUGACUGAAGCAAGCUUCGCAUAUUACAUACAGUAGGUAACCUAUUCAACUCAACAGCUGUUUUCCCCACUGUAUACUCAGUGGUCAAGUGAAAGAUAAAUGGACGUAAACCUGUGACUCUUAAGUCGCACCUUCCCGAGGCAGUUAACGGGACGAAAGGCGAGACAGCGCAUUCCGAAAGGCCGGUGGGUGUUGGUCGUCAGCGGAAAAGAUGGGUACAGUCCUAUCUAUUUCUCCCACAUCUAGAAAGGGUGGGAUUCUGGAUGAGAAAACGGACGGGGGGAACGGGGCGAACGGAAAGACGGAGAAGAGUCUAAAGCGCCAUUCGGUGCUCAUAUCGGCUCUGACGUGGAAGCGGUUAGUCGCUGCCUCGGCCAAGAAAAAGAAUGCCAAGAAAGUAAACCCGAACCCACCUGUCUCACAGAUUAGUAACCCCGUGGACCAGCUAAACACCGAAAAUCUCAAGAAGUCUCAGUCAGGCUCCGAGCGCAAGACCAAGGCUGGACCACUCGCCGUACCAGUCCCUACCGUACCGGAUAAAAGCUUUCGAUCCAAUCAAACCCAGAAUGCGCCCCAGAACGGAAAACAGCUCAUCUCGGUACAAAGCCAACCUAGCAGUCGUUCGAUCAUCUCUCCUAGACGAGUCAUCGUCCAAGCUUCGACCGGAGAGCUCCUCCGCUGCCUGAGUGAGUUCAUGUGCAGGAGGUGCUACAAACUCAAAGAGCUCAGCCCGAAUGAGAUCAUCCUGUGGUUCCGCAACGUCGAUCGGUCACUUCUCAUCCAAGGCUGGCAAGACCAGGGUUUUAUCACUCCUGCCAACUUGGUGUUCGUGUACCUGCUCUGCAGGGAAGCAGUGACCGAGGAUAUUUCCAGCGAGUACGAGCUGCAGGCCACCUUUCUCACCUGCCUGUACUUGGCUUACUCUUAUAUGGGCAACGAGAUCUCAUACCCGCUUAAGCCCUUCCUGGUGGAGACCAACAAGGAGGUGUUUUGGGAGCGCUCCCUGCGGAUCAUUGACAAAAUGAGUGCCAAAAUGCUGCAGAUCAACUCCGAUCCGCAUUUCUUCACCGACGUUUUCCAGGACCUCAAAAACGAGGGCGGCUCGAGUGACACGAACGGAAAAUGGAAUAAUAACCUGGACCGCUAAAUUUCGUAGGGAGAGAGAGCUCUCUGGUAUAUCUCCAUGCCCUUGCUCAGAGGGUGAAAUGAAUGUAAGGCCCGACGGUGUGAAGAGUGUUGCACUCUAUAUUGCUGGCUUAUGGAAACGGACAGGGGGUUUUCGCCUCACCUCCGUGAGAGGGGGUUUAAGAUAUUACAUGUGUAUAGUACAACCUUCAAGACGCAGUGAAUGUCACGAGCGCGAUCUGGGGUUUCUUCAUAGUUUACUUAAUGCAUGCUUACAAACUAUUCUACUCGUAUCAUCAUUGUGGUUUUUGAAGAAAAAUAACCCUAUCUGGGGCCAGGCUACAGUGAGAGAUGUAAAUGAUUAGCUUGUGCGUCAGUUUUCGGGUCUUAUUUUUCUAUCAGUUUCAGAAACGAUGUAGUCACCGACGCUGCGCUGUCCAGGGUGCUAGCCUGCAACAGACACUCUUCUCUUGUCUCCUGUGGCGCCUUAUGCUGUCUAUCUGAACGUUGAAUGUACUGUUUUACAGCAAAACGACUCUCUUAAGUCAAUAUGUGCCAAUUGUCAUAGUAUUGUAUAUUUGAAAAUAUAUGAAUACAAAUA
Triplophysa rosa is the source of this 1806-nucleotide messenger RNA. RefSeq names its product cyclin dependent kinase 5, regulatory subunit 2a (p39) (gene cdk5r2a). The record is from RefSeq and is a predicted model, not a curated record. NCBI's taxonomy places the organism in Eukaryota, Metazoa, Chordata, Actinopteri, Cypriniformes, Nemacheilidae. The coding region runs from base 292 to 1227 and encodes 311 amino acids. Gene Ontology annotation, molecular function: protein kinase binding; cyclin-dependent protein serine/threonine kinase activator activity. Gene Ontology annotation, biological process: positive regulation of cyclin-dependent protein serine/threonine kinase activity; brain development; activation of protein kinase activity. Gene Ontology annotation, cellular component: cytoplasm; protein kinase 5 complex. The transcript has a single exon.